AAUCUGUAUUGGGAGGUAACCAAUAACGUAUGACGUUUGUGCUGGCGCACGGGCGCCGUGUAAUUGAACAGUACUAAAUGGAUGCCACCGAGACUGGUUGGUAAAUACAGUUGAGAAACAGUUCUGAAAGGACGAUAGCAUACAUUUCAGUUUGGGAUUGUCACUUAUCACUAUUUUCUUGUAGUCAUCUUGCCAUCUCUGAGCCUGUUUGCAACGUGUACUGUGCAACUAGAGGAGCGACACCAAGAACAGCACAAUGCCGCUCGUGAGAACGCUGCUCCUUCUGGCUGUCCUUUGCGCACCCAGCUCAAGUCUAUGCUUCCGACUGUAUGAAACCGAAUCUAACUUUUUGUGCAGCAAUGAUGUCCUUUCCGGAGCUAAGAGUAAUGAGCAGCCCAACAACGUGCUUUUAGACAGACGGGGCUUCCUCAUUGGGUCCGAAGAGAACGGCGCCGAAUCUGCGGAAUCUCGCGAAAAAAGGACAUACCCAGCACCUAACUACAGAUUCCUCAGCCACACACAGCUGAGGAGUAAGAUGUACAGGAACAGCGCAAAGGGCAACCGGCGCAGUAAGGUUACCCUCUCCCUAGAUGUUCCGACCAACAUCAUGAACAUCCUUUUCGACAUUGCCAAAGCCAAGAACCUGCGAGCCAAGGCGGCAGACAACGCUCGUUUGAUGGCAAAGAUUGGAAAGAGAAAGUGAAUCAAUAGAUACCAAAUGACUUUUAAUGAUAGUUCAUUUAUUCGUUCUUGUGUCAUUUUUCUUAUCCUGGCGAAGAUCUCUGAGUUCACAAGUUUGCUUGACCGACAAGCGUUAGCCUACAGAGACAGGCAUAUCCUGACUGAUAAAUGUCGUCUGUGAACGUUUCCAUGUGCGCAAAGAAAAAGAGAAAAUUAUUCAUGGACAUUCAGCUUCGUUGUUAAAACGGACAUAAACCCUGUAGUCCAUCUCCAUGCUUGCAAUAAUGCGCUGAAGUUAUGAAGAAUAACACUGACUAUUGUUUUCUGCCUAAGCAGGGUAGGAAAUAAAAUCAUCUGAAUAAUUGAAAUCAAAUCUUAUUAAGGGGCAACAAAGAAUAAUGUGGCCAUUCAGUCGGCUCUGCUUGGGUAUAUGGAAAUAAACUUUAUAUUAAGGAAGCA
This is a messenger RNA of Clupea harengus (Atlantic herring), 1140 nucleotides long. It is a transcript of the gene ucn3l, whose product is annotated as urocortin 3, like. Gene Ontology annotation, biological process: adenylate cyclase-activating G protein-coupled receptor signaling pathway; hormone-mediated signaling pathway; digestion. Lineage: Eukaryota; Metazoa; Chordata; Actinopteri; Clupeiformes; Clupeidae. The record is from RefSeq and is a predicted model, not a curated record. Gene Ontology annotation, cellular component: extracellular region. Gene Ontology annotation, molecular function: hormone activity; corticotropin-releasing hormone receptor 2 binding.